AAGCAAACAGCUGUACGCCUGCGCAGUGCAUGCUGGGAGGAGGCGGUUCCACUCUGUGGCGCUGUGAGAGAUGCUUUGGCUUUUACCCUAAUGACAGUGUAGUAGAGCAGAUUCCUGAGACUGUGUGGAGCAGAGGAACAACACAACCAGAAAGUUCUUGAUAAUGGACCAUAGGAAGGUCCAUGUGAGCUUUGAGGAGGUGGCCGUGUACUUCUCAGAUGAAGAAUGGCAACAAUUGGAGGUCUGGCAGAAAGAGUUUUACAAUGAAGUCAUGCAAGAUAUCCUGGAGACCCUGCUGUCACUAGAAGACAACCUUGUGGAAGGAGAUGGAAAACAAAAUUCUACAGGAUAUGCAGUGAUGCCACAAUGGAGCAAUGACAAGGGAGCCCCUGUGACUGCAAAGCAAAUAUAUGAUCAGGGCAAAAACCUAAACCAUAGAGUCCAAGAGUGGGAAGGUUUGGCACCUCCAGACCACAAAGAUAAAGUAUGGUCUGAUGGCCAGUAUCCCUUACUGCAGGAUAGGCACAACUGCAUGCUGAAGAUACUCUAUCAGUGUAUUGAGUGCAAGGAGAUCUUCUCCAGCCAAUCACUGUUUGAUGCACACAUGAUCAGACACACUGCUUCUCAGGCUGCAAGCUCAUACAAGUAUUCUCAAGUGGAUUUUUUAGGGGCAUCAUGCUUGACGGCUUUGCCGGGUAGAGAAAUGUAUGAGACUCGCUCCAAUUUAGUGGAUGUCUCUGCCCAUGCAGCAGAAGAAAAUUGGUUGCGUUGCCUCUACUGUACCAAACAUUUCUCAGACUUGAGUAUCCUCAUGGAGCAUGAGAGGAGCCACAAGGAAAGCAAGGCUUUUAUAUGCUCUGAAUGCGGGAAGAGCUUUCAUAGGCACUCCAUACUUAAGGUCCAUCAGAGGAUCCACACUGGAGAAAGGCCCUACGCUUGUCCCGACUGCGGUAGAAGGUUUAGCCAGAGAUUUAAUGUUAUUAUUCACCAGAGGAUCCACACAGGGGAAAGGCCUUACCAAUGCCCCAAAUGCAAUAAAAGCUUUCGUUAUCAGACUACCCUCCUUAGGCACGAGAUGGCAAAGUGUGUGGGAAUCAUCCCUACGACAUACCCCCUGCAAAAGGCAAAAAACUUUCAGACAUUGUUGCUCAAGAAUGCCCAGCCACUCAAGGUUACCCAGCCAACCACUAUUCAGCCUCCUUUAACUUCUGAACCCCUUUCCUCAACUUCUUUGUUGUUUGUUUCCCCCAUACCCAAAACUGCAACACCCUGUACCUUAAUAUCAAGUAAUAAGUCCACUGGAGGGUUGGCUCCUCCAUUGCAAAACACUUACAGGCUUAAAAAUCAUAUCAAUGUUCCAGCAACAAUUCCUACAAGAGGUCCCCACCCAAUCGAGAGGCAGUAUAGAUGUGGCCACUGCAACAAAUAUUUUGUCCAUUGGAAACAACUGAAGGAGCACCAGAAAUUGCAUGUGGACGCACAGAACUUGUGCACAGUUUGUAAUAAGAGCUUCUGCAGAAGGUCCACACUCCUCAUCCAUCAGAGAACCCACACAGGAGAGAAACCAUAUACAUGCAAUGAGUGUGGCAAGAAGUUCAGCCAGAGAUUCAAUCUUGUCAUUCACCAACGGAUUCACUCCGAUGAGAAGCCUUAUGAAUGUCAUAAAUGUGGCAAAGAUUAUCGAUACAGAACAGCCCUGCUCAGGCACCAAAGAAAUCCUCCUUGUGCUCCGAAACAAAGCUCUUCCAUGGGCACCCACAAUGUUACAUUAUUACCUUCCCUCAAAAAUAACUCUGUGAAGGCCACUUUGAGAUCUCAUGGAGAGCUUCCUUCAUCCGCAAACCGUGCUUCACAGGGAUCGGCAAAUAUUAAACAACAGCCAAUCGAUAAGAAGACUUCCUUCCCACCGACUCCACAACUGAAAAAACAUGGGAGGAAAUUGUGUCCAGAGUGUGGACAGACCUUCACAAGGACAUCGAAAUGUACUGCUGAGACAGGCAAAGGUGGGACAACGUGUGGUAAAUGUGGGCACUGUGGAAAGGCACUAAAUCUGCCUCUUAACCCUGGGGUUCAGACAAUAAUUCAUACAGAAAAUACAUCAUACAAACAUAGAAAGUUACAAAGAGCUCUCUAUCAUCAUGAAAGCAAAGCGCUUGGAACCUUGGCACACAAGAAUAUGCUACCACCGUUUAGUUACCAUGCCUCUAAAACCAUUGUCCACAAACCUUCCCUGUCUCCUCCUACUCCAGCUCAGAAGCCCUGCACUAAAAAAUGGACCCUGCCUGCCCGAACCCGAGGCAAAAAUGCAAAUAUUGAGCAGUAUAAACGUGAUCUGAAUAAAUAUAGAAAGCGCAAGAAAAAGGAUUCCAAAUCGUGGGACAAAUGUGCAUACUGCGGCAGAGGCUUCAGCAGAAAGCACGAGUUUGAGAUUCAUCUGCGGAGCCACACGGGGGAAAAGCCGUUUGUCUGUGAGAAAUGCGGCAGAGCGUUCAGUCAGAGGUCCAACCUUCUUGUCCAUGAGAGACUUCACACUGGGGAGAAACCAUACAAAUGUCCUGAGUGUGAUGAAGGUUUCCGAUAUAGGCGUGGCCUCCAGAAGCAUCAGGAACGCGGGUUUUGCAUGUGACUAGACAUGGGGGAGUGGAAAUCACACUUUAGGUUAACUCUAGACACUUAGGUUACCAGGAAUAUAGGAUUCGUUUAGAGGCAAGGGAAUGCUGUGGUCGGGAGCGAUGGCAUUAGCCAAAGUACCUUAAUGUUCAGUCGGGAGUAAGAUAUUCUACUGAGUCCCAAAGGAACACCCCAGACAGCUCUCCUGCUUUGUGGACCUGACAGCUGGGCAUUUGCAUUGCUCUGACCUGCCACUCAGUAUAAUAAUUAGUGAUAUGUUUCCUGUUGUGAGAUGUUCCUUGUUAUUUGUAUAUAUACAGUAAGCACUGUGCACCGAACAAUAAAAUGCUCACAAUUC
Messenger RNA from Xenopus laevis (African clawed frog), 2968 nucleotides. Its product is annotated as zinc finger protein 436. Bases 164 to 2626 code for a protein of 820 amino acids. The transcript has 4 exons. NCBI's taxonomy places the organism in Eukaryota, Metazoa, Chordata, Amphibia, Anura, Pipidae. The record is from RefSeq and is a predicted model, not a curated record.